This is a messenger RNA of Halteromyces radiatus, 1563 nucleotides long. RefSeq names its product Sodium/sulfate symporter. Lineage: Eukaryota; Fungi; Mucoromycota; Mucoromycetes; Mucorales; Cunninghamellaceae. Bases 1 to 1563 code for a protein of 520 amino acids. Gene Ontology annotation, biological process: transmembrane transport. Gene Ontology annotation, cellular component: plasma membrane. Gene Ontology annotation, molecular function: transmembrane transporter activity. The transcript has 9 exons. The record is from RefSeq and is a predicted model, not a curated record.
AUGAAUGGUCUAUUAAAAAUCGUAUCAAUAUCUACUUUGGCAAAAAGUAAAUUUAUAUCACUAUUACCUUCUCUAUCUAUUGGAAUUGCUAUAUGGUUUGGUGUUUCUCCCAAUCAUGAUCUUACUCCCACAGCUAUUCACUUAUUGGCCGUUUUUACCAGUUGUAUUAUAGCUUUGAUUACAACUUCUAUAGAUAUAUCAAUGUUAGUUUUGUCGGGUUUGAUUCUACUUGCAGCAACACAAUCAUUCGAAUGUACUGAUACUGCCUCAGGAUUAUCAGUUGAAUGUAGAUUAUGUGGUCACAUCAAUCCUCAUACCAAAGAUAUUUAUGAAUGUCAUGCAUCAUCUGACGCGUUCAAGCAAUCUCUCGAAGGAUUUUCAAGUUCGGUAGUUUGGCUUAUCUUUGCUGCUUUUCAUUUGGGAAAAGCUGUACAAGUGACUAAAUUGGGAAGAAGACUCUCACUAUGGAUGAUCGCUCUUUUUGGAACUCAUAUUUUAGGUUUGGCCUAUGCAAUCGUUCUAUCAGAAUUACUACUAGCACCCUUUGUACCUAGCAAUACAGCUCGUGGUGGCGGUAUCAUCUUACCUGUUGUUCAAUCCAUUGCAACUACUCUUGGAUCAACUCCUUCUUCAAACCCUGCUCUUGGAGGAUUUUUGCUUUUGGUUGGUUCACAUGCAAAUUUACUAUCAGCUUCAAUGUAUCUUACUGGUAUGGCUCCUAACCCUAUUGUAAUCGCUAAAGCAAAUCAGCUAUUUCCAGACUUGAAUUUUGGGUUUAUGACGUGGUUAACUGGAAGUAUAGUUCCUGGACUGAUAUGUGCUGCAUGUUUACCUUAUCUACUUUACCGUUUUUGUGGAAUUCAUGCUCAAGAAAAACAAGAUUCAUGUGGGACUGACAAUAUCACUAAACAUGCUCGUAUGGAACUAGAAUCCAUUGGCGCUAUGACUGUGAAAGAAUGGCAACUUUGUAUUGUCCUAUUAUCUUGUCUUGGUUUAUGGGUGACUUCAUCAUAUACAAAACUGGAUUCUACAUUGGUAGCUUUAAUGGGCAUUGUUACUUUGUUACAUAUGGGUACAAUUCAAUGGAAGGAUAUUUCAACAAAUACAAAUGCAUGGGAUACAUUAUUUUGGCUUGGAGGAUUUGUAACUAUUGCUCAACAAUUAUCUGAAGCGGGUGCAUCUUCCUUUUUAGGCAACAAGAUAUCGGACACUAUUGAACAUCUCUCUUUACCUCCUGUACCAUGCUUAGCUGUUGCCUACUUUUUAACUACUUUUAUGUUUUCUUCCUUGAGUGCUCAUACUGUUGCGUUCGUUGCCACAUUUUUGGAUGCAGGUGCCUCCCUUGGAACUCAACCUCAAGUUUUGACAGCGUUUUUGGCUUACUUUGGCUCAUUAGGCGGAUGCAUGACCAAUUUUUCAACAGGAAGUGCUGCAAUGUAUUAUGCACCUGGUUACGUAUCAAGGUCAAAGUGGUUUAGUGUUGGAAUCAAGAUGGCUGGAUUUUAUUUAUUCAUUUAUUUCACUAUUGGAUUGGGUUGGUGGAAACUUUUAGGAUGGCAUUGA